Molecule: messenger RNA, 5979 nt
Organism: Carlito syrichta (Philippine tarsier)
Lineage: Eukaryota; Metazoa; Chordata; Mammalia; Primates; Tarsiidae
Gene: ZNF646
Product: zinc finger protein 646
Exons: 3
Coding region: 60-5540 (1826 amino acids)
Biological process (GO): regulation of DNA-templated transcription
Molecular function (GO): DNA-binding transcription factor activity, RNA polymerase II-specific; RNA polymerase II cis-regulatory region sequence-specific DNA binding
Source: RefSeq, a predicted model, not a curated record
GAACGACAAGGGGCCGCCGGUGCGAGGUAGGGGUCCUAAGAGGAAAUUGGCGGACAUGAAUGAGGUUUCUGCCACAUUGCCUCAUGGAGGACGUGCCCCACUCAUUCAGCUGCUCUGACUGUCAGCGCCACUUUCCUAGCCUUCUGGAAUUGUCAAGGCACCAAGAACUGCUCCAUCUGUCUUCCAACCAGGACCGUGAGGAAGCUGACAGCAUCCCUCGGCCCUACCGCUGUCAGCAGUGUGGGCGGGGCUACCGCCACCCAGGGAGCCUGGUCAACCACCGCCGGACCCACGAGACUGGGCUUUUCCCCUGUACCACCUGUGGCAAGGAUUUCACCAAUCCCAUGGCUCUCAAGAGCCACAUGAGGACUCAUGCUCCUGAGGGCCACCGCAGGCGCAGGCCCUCACGAUAUAAGGAAGCUACUCCAUGCCUCCAGGGCGAGACAGUGUCCACUGACUCCUGGAACCAGAGGCUUGGCCCUGGGGAAGACUGGGGAAAUCAAGCAAAACAUACCGAAGAGACACCUGACUGUGAGUCUGGAUCUGAUCCCAGGGCAGCUCCGGGUACUUGGGAAGAUUCACCUACCAGACAAAGAGAAGGCUGGGAAAGCCAGCCAGAUCCUGAGGCGGGUACAGAGGGCUGGGGCCCCACCACCAACUCCACCAGAGCCCCACCUCUCCCCACCCCAGCCAGCAGCCUCCUUAGUAAUUUGGAACAGUAUUUGGCUGAGUCAGUGGUGAAUUUCACAGGGGUCCAGGAGCCCACCCAGUCUCCGCCUGCAGAGGAGGAGAGGCGGUACAAGUGCAGCCAAUGUGGCAAAACCUAUAAGCAUGCUGGGAGCCUUACCAACCACCGCCAGAGCCACACUCUGGGCAUCUACCCUUGCGCUAUCUGCUUCAAGGAGUUCUCUAACCUCAUGGCCCUGAAAAACCAUUCUCGACUCCAUGCCCAGUAUCGGCCUUACCACUGUCCCCACUGCCCUCGUGCCUUCCGGCUUCCCCGGGAGCUGCUGGAACACCAGCAGUCCCAUGAGGGUGAAAGGCAGGAGCAGCAGUGGGAAGACAAAGGCAUGCCCACCACCAAUGGGCACAUAGAUGAGAGCAGCCGGGACCAGAUCCUUAGUACACAGAUGCUGAAUGGCUCCAGGGAGCUCAGCACCUCUGGGGAGCUGGAGGACAAUAGCCUGGAAGAAUACCGGCCUUUCCGCUGUGGUGACUGUGGCCGUACUUACCGCCAUGCUGGGAGCCUCAUCAACCAUCGAAAGAGCCACCAAACUGGGGUCUAUCCCUGCUCAAUCUGUUCUAAGCAACUGUUCAAUGCAGCUGCCCUCAAAAACCAUGUGCGGGCUCAUCACAGGCCCCGCCAAGGAGUUGGGGAAGAUAGGCAGCUAUCCGUGCCACCAGCUUCCCUGCUGCUGUCCGAGACCACCCACAAAGAGAAAGAGGUCCCCACCACCACCCUGGACCAUCGGCCCUAUAAGUGCAAUGAAUGUGGUCGAGCUUACCGUCACCGGGGGAGCCUGGUGAACCAUCGCCACAGCCAUCGGACAGGAGAGUACCAGUGCUCCCUCUGUCCCCGCAAGUACCCUAACCUUAUGGCCCUGCGCAACCAUGUGCGUGUACAUUGCAAGGCUGCUCGUCGAAGUGCAGACCCUAGCCAUCUCAAGGUGGAACUUCCACCUGACCCAGUGGAAGCAGAGGCAGCCCCACACACAGAUCAGGGACGUGCAUGCAAACAUGAAGAGGAGGCCACUGAUAUCUCCCCAGCAGCAGAUAGGACAGCACCACAGAUCUGUAGCAUCUGUGGAAUGCUCUUUGAGGACCCUGAGAGCCUCAAACAUCAUGGCCUGACCCACAGAGCAAAGGAAGGGGAAAAUAGCAGGAAAGAGACCGAAGUGUCACCUCCUCGGGCCUUUGCCUGCCGAGACUGUGGAAAGAGCUAUCGCCACUCUGGCAGCCUUAUUAACCACAGGCAGACCCACCAGACGGGAGACUUCAGUUGUGGGGCUUGUGCCAAGCACUUCCACACUAUGGCUGCCAUGAAGAACCAUUUGCGACGCCACAGUCGGCGGCGAAGCAGACGGCAUCGGAAACGAGCUGAGAGUGCCAGGGGUGGGGGAGAAGCCAAACUCCCAUCGGAGGGGAACUGGGUUCAGGAAUUAGAAGACAAUGAGGGCCUGGAUUCUUCUCAGAAUCCUUCAAGGGAGAGUUCUCGUGGGGCUGAAGGCAACUUGGAGAGUGAUAGGAACUAUUUGCAGGCUGAAUCUCAAGGGGUCAAAUGUGGGCUUGAGAGUGAUGAGGCGUAUUUCCAGGAUGACAAAGAGAACAGAAGCACUGAGGAAGAACUGGAAAGGAAGGAGGUCUGUUUCCUAGACAACUUGAACAUCCCAGGUGAUGAAGGAGACAAUGGAACUCACUUUUGCGAUGGCCUCACUGGGGUGGACAAAGACCAGAAACCAACCACUGGCCAGCCCAACUCCUCUUCCCACUCUGCCAAAGCUGUCACUAGCAGGCAGGCUGAGGUCACUCACACAUGUUCUGACUGCGGGCAUUCUUUCCCCCAUGCAACUGGUCUGCUGAGCCACAAGCCAUGCCACCCACCAGGCAUUUAUCAGUGCUCCCUCUGCCCAAAGGAGUUUGACUCUCUGCCUGCCCUUCGCAGCCACUUCCAGAACCACGGACCUGGGGAGGCAGCCUCAGCACAGCCUUUCCUCUGCUGCCUCUGUGGUAUGAUCUUCCCCGGCCGAGCUGGCUACAGGCUUCACCGGCGCCAGGCUCACAAUUCCUCUGGCAUAACUGAGGGCUCAGAGGAGGAGGGGGAAGAGGAAGGAGCUACAGAGGCGGCCUCUAUCCACAGCCCACCCCUGCAGCUCUCGGAAGCAGAGCUGCUAAAUCAACUGCAGCGGGAGGUGGAGGCACUGGAUGGAGCAGGUUACGGGCACAUCUGUGGCUGCUGUGGUCAGACCUAUGAUGACCUGGGGAGCCUGGAGCGUCACCACCAAAGUCAGAGUUCUGGGACUCCCACAGACAGGGCUCCCAGCCCCUUGGGGGCAUCAAGUGAUGCCACAGAGAUGGUCACAGAUGGUGUUUCAGAGGGCAUAGUGACCUCUGUCUCUGGAGAGGGUAGAGACACAAAGACCGAAGAGGGAGCAGGCACUACAGUGGCAGACAGCUUCUGUAUGCAGGGUGGUGAAAGUUUGCUAGAGGCUCAGCCCCGCCCCUUCCGCUGCAACCAGUGUGGCAAGACCUAUCGCCAUGGGGGCAGCCUGGUGAACCACCGCAAGAUCCACCAGACUGGAGACUUCAUCUGCGCUGUCUGCUCCCGCUGCUACCCCAACCUAGCUGCCUACCGUAAUCAUCUGCGGAACCACCCUCGUUGCAAAGGGUCUGAGCCCCAAAUAGGGCCCAUCACAGAGGCAAGAGGCAGCAGUGAGCCCCAGGACAUGGCAGAGAAGGGGCCAGAACAGGCAGAAGUGGAGAAGCUGCAGGAAGAACUUAAAGUGGAGCCCCUGGAGGAGGUGGCAGGGGUGAAGGAAGAGGUGUGGGAGGAAACCACCGUGAAGGGAGAGGACUUAGAGCCAAGGCUGGAGACUGCAGAGAAGGGCUGCCAGACCGAGGCCAGCUCUGAGCGGCCUUUCAGUUGUGAGGUAUGCGGCCGCUCCUACAAGCACGCUGGCAGCCUCAUCAACCACCGGCAGAGCCACCAGACUGGCCACUUCGGCUGCCAGGCCUGCUCCAAGGGCUUCUCAAACCUCAUGUCGCUCAAGAAUCACCGGCGCAUCCAUGCAGAUCCCCGACGUUUCCGCUGCAGUGAAUGUGGGAAGGCCUUCCGCCUGCGGAAGCAGUUGGCUAGCCACCAGCGGGUCCACGUUGAGCGGCGUUCAACUGGAGGUACCCGAAAGCUGACUCGGGAAGAUCGGCCCUUCCGGUGUGGACAGUGUGGGAGGACCUACCGCCAUGCGGGCAGCCUCCUGAACCACCGACGCAGCCAUGAGACAGGCCAGUACAGCUGCCCCACCUGCCCUAAGACCUAUUCCAACCGCAUGGCUCUGAAGGACCAUCAGAGGCUGCACUCUGAGAGUCGGCGGCGGCGUGCUGGACGGUCCCGGCGGUUAGCUGUGCGCUGUGCCCUCUGUGGCCGUGGCUUCCCUGGCCGGGGAUCUUUGGAGCGGCACCUGCGGGAGCACGAGGAGGAGUCAGAAAGGGAGCUGGCUGAUGGCCAGGGAGGCCCAAAUGGCACAGAGGGCAGUGAGGGGAACUUGGCUGAUGACCAGGGGCUAGAGGGCCGAUCAGGUGGUGUUGAGUCAGUACCCCAGCUGGAGGACGGAGCCAUGAGGCUAGGGGAGCACAGUCAGAGCCUUGUUAGGGCAGCAGGUUUGGAAGCCACAGAGCCACUGUCCUGGAGCAUGGGAAAGACAGAUGGGUGGCAAGGAAAUGGGGCACUGGUGAACCACAAUGGAGGUUGGGUUCCUCAGGGUCAAGUACAGACUAAGCCAGAUGAGUCAGACAGUGUCCCUAGGAGUCCUUGUCACUUUGGUGUCAGCCAGUCCAAUGGACCUAGUCUGAGUCACAUGGAUUGCUGGGACAAUGGGGGCAACAGCGCUCAGCUCCAGUCAGAGAGUCACUCCUCUUCCUGCAGUCAGUGUGGCAAGACUUACUGCCCAUCGGAUGGCCUCUUAAACCAACAUAACACCCACAAGACAGACCGACACUAUUGCCUGCUUUGCUCCAAGGAGUUCUUGAAUCCUGUGGCCACUAAGAGCCACAGCCACAACCACAUAGAUGCCCAGACCUUUGCCUGCCCUGAUUGUGGCAAGGCCUUUCAGUCCCACUACGAACUAGCCAGCCACCUGCAGACUCAUGCCAGGAGCCACAGUCAGGUGCCAGCACAGAUAGAGGCGGCCAGAGGUCCCAAAGCUGGGACUGUGGAGGAUGAAGUGGCUCUCCUUGGUCAAGGGAGAGCCCAGGAGGCCCCAUCAGAAGCCCCCAGAGCCUUAGGAGAGAAUGCUGAGAGAGCUAGUGGAGGGCAAGGAGUAAAGUCCAUGGUGGCUGAAGACAAGGAGCGGCCCUUCCGCUGUGCCCAGUGUGGGCGUUCCUACCGCCAUGCUGGCAGCCUGCUGAACCACCAGAAAGCCCACACCACUGGACUGUAUCCUUGUUCCCUCUGCCCCAAACUUCUGCCCAACCUGCUGUCUCUUAAGAACCAUGGCAGGACCCACACGGACCCCAAGCGCCACCGCUGCAGCAUCUGUGGCAAGGCCUUCAGGACAGCUGCCCGGUUGGAGGGCCACGGGCGGGUCCAUGCACCCCGGGAAGGGCCUUUCACCUGUCCUCAUUGUCCCCGCCGCUUCCGCCGCCGAAUCAGCUUCCUGCAGCAUCAGCAGCAGCACCAGGAGGAAUGGACAGUGGCCAGCUCUGGAGCCCCAGUGACACCAGCAGCAGGCAGAGGGGACUUGUCAUUGCCCCCUCCACCGACCCCCACAACCCCGCUCUCGGACCCUUCACCCCAGUGGCCUGCAGACCUCAGCUUCUCUCUCUGAACUUCAAGUCUCCAAAGAUCAGGAUAUUGGGGAGUGGGGGUGUGGGCAGGGAGGGGCCUGAUCUCCAUGUUUUGCUCAGGAGUAGUUUGGGCAUCCCCAUCUUUCUCCUCUCCCCCUGUGAAGAGGACCCAGAUCUGGCUUCUUUACUAAGAAGGGUUGGGGUGUUCUCAUGUCCCUGUCCUUGAAGGACCUCCUUCCCCCAGCUUUUGUCACCAUGCUCUUCCUAGUGCCACCCUCCACCAAGAUGACUGGCUACCCUCACCAGCCAGAUUCCAGCAACAGGAAGAGGCAGAUAGCACCAUGGGUGGGAAUGUUGCCUACGGAAGGGGAGCUUUUUGCUACAAUUUGUAACUUAUUUUCUAAAGUCUAUUUUAUAACAAUUUAUUUAAGUUUUAAAAAAAGGAAAAUUGCUCCCCCCCAAAAAAAGAAAUUCUCAAAA